Messenger RNA from Etheostoma cragini (Arkansas darter), 3872 nucleotides. It is a transcript of the gene prkg2, whose product is annotated as protein kinase cGMP-dependent 2. NCBI's taxonomy places the organism in Eukaryota, Metazoa, Chordata, Actinopteri, Perciformes, Percidae. Gene Ontology annotation, molecular function: cGMP-dependent protein kinase activity; ATP binding. Bases 208 to 2550 code for a protein of 780 amino acids. The transcript has 20 exons. The record is from RefSeq and is a predicted model, not a curated record. Gene Ontology annotation, biological process: protein phosphorylation.
GCAAGCGUGAACGCGCACAGCCGAUGAGAAAAGAGAGCGCGCUAGAGUGGGGGAGAUAUAGAGGGAGGAGAGGAUGCGACCAGUGAUGUAGAUGGACCGUUUCUCUAUACGGAUGCUCGAAUGUGCGAACACAUCAAUAUUAUUUUUUUUAAAUUUAAAUCGUCUCCCAUGCUCGUUUGAAGACUGAAAACUAAAUCAGGUGACAAGAUGGGAAAUGGUUCGAUGAAAUCAAAGCGUUACAAACAGACGGACGGCUCUGCGGCCGCCUCCGACAGCCGACCCCACAAAGAUCAGGGGUUCAAAAACUCGCCCCUGGACUCCCUGAGGACCCGAGUGGAUGAGCUGGAGCGAGAGGGCAAGAGGAGGGAUGAGGAGCUUUGUGCCAAAGAGCUUCAGAUCAAGGCUCUCCAGGAGCAGCUGGCCAAACAGACGCGAGCUCUGGCCGAGCUGAGCGAGGAGCUGCAGAACAAGUGCAUCCAGCUCAACAAGCUGCAGGACGUGAUGAAGAACCAGAGCGGGGCCUCGACAGGUCUGGCAUCAAGGCCCCCUUCCAUCAGAGUUACCAGCAGAGGCAGCCCCAACCUCAGUGUUCGCAUCAAGGAAACCCUCAACAGAAGGAAAGGGGCCAAAGCUGGGGUGUCGGCUGAACCCACAUCCAGGACCUACGACUCCAGCAGCCUGCCAAAGUUCUCUUUCGAGAAGGUCCGAGUACCGAAGGAUGCAAGUGUAAAGAAGCUGCUGACAGACUCCCUGAACAAGAACCAGUACCUGAAGAGGCUUGAGCUGCAGCAGGUUAAAGACAUGGUGGAGUGUAUGUACGAGCGCACCUACCAGCAGGGAGAGUACGUCAUCAAGCAGGGAGAGCCUGGGAACCAUCUGUUUGUGUUGGCAGAUGGGAAGCUGGAUGUGUUUCAACAUAACAAACUGCUCACAUCGAUAGCGGUGUGGACCACAUUUGGAGAAUUAGCCAUUCUGUACAACUGCACACGGACAGCAUCAGUGCGAGUGGUGAACAAAGUGAGGGUGUGGGCUUUGGACCGGGAGGUGUUUCAGAACAUCAUGAGGAGGACGGCUGAGACGCGACAUGAACAGUACCGCAACUUCCUCCGAAGUGUUUCACUCUUGGCUAAUCUACCAGAAGACAAGCUAAGCAAAAUAGUGGACUGCCUCGAGGUGGAAUACUAUGACAAGGGAGAGCACAUCAUCCGGGAGGGAGAGGAGGGCAGCACCUUCUACAUCAUCGCGCAGGGAAAGGUGAAGGUGACCCAGACCACCGAGGCCCACAAGCUGCCGCAGAUCAUCAACACGCUGCAGAAGGGAGACUACUUUGGAGAGAAAGCCCUUAUAAGUGAUGAUUUUAGGUCAGCUAAUAUCAUCGCCGAUGAGGACGGGGUGGAGUGCCUCGUCAUCGAUAGAGAGACAUUUGAUCAGACAGUGGGCACUUUCAAUGAGCUGCAGAGGUACCUCCAAGGCUACGUAGCAACACUUGAUCGUGACGACAAGAAGAGACAUGCCAGGAGGUCCGUAUCGCGCCACCAGAGCCAGCCGCUGUCCCCAGACAUCAUCCAGUUGAAGGACCGGGUGGCCGUGUUUCCUCAGUCCAGGCCCUACGACCACCUGGAACUGGUUGCAACUCUCGGGGUCGGCGGCUUUGGACGAGUGGAACUGGUGAAGGUGCAGAACGAAGAUGUCACCUUUGCACUGAAAGUCAUCAAGAAGAAGCACGUCGUAGACAACAGGCAGGAGGAGCACAUCCACUCGGAGAGGAAGAUCCUCGCCGAGGCGCGCUCGCCGUUUGUAGUCAAACUUUAUCGCACAUUUAAGGAUAACAAGUAUGUGUACAUGCUGCUGGAGGCCUGUCUGGGUGGAGAGAUUUGGAGUCUGCUCAGAGACAGGGGGAGUUUUGAUGACCCCACUGCUAAAUUCUGCGUUGGUUGCGUCACAGAGGCUUUCGAUUACCUCCAUCGCAAGGGUGUCCUCUACAGAGACCUGAAGCCAGAGAAUCUCAUGCUUGAUACGGAGGGAUACAUCAAACUGGUUGACUUUGGUUUUGCCAAGAAGAUCAGAUGCGGUCAAAAGACCUGGACCUUCUGCGGGACACCGGAGUACGUGGCCCCUGAGAUCAUCCUCAACAAAGGCCACAACUUCAGUGUAGACUUCUGGGCUCUGGGCAUCCUGGUGUUUGAGCUCCUUACUGGCAGUCCUCCGUUCUCAGGGAGUGACCAGAUGAUGACUUACACUUUCAUCUUGAAAGGAAUCGAGAAGAUGGACUUCCCCAAAAAGAUCACAAAGAGACCCGAGGACCUCAUACGCAAGCUGUGCAGGCGGAAUCCGUCAGAGCGACUGGGCAACCUCAAAAAUGGAAUAACUGAUAUCAAGAAGCACAGGUGGUUCAACGGCUUCAACUGGGAGGGACUGAAGGCGAGGACUGUACCAUCUCCACUGAAAAGAGAACUUACAGGACCGACAGAUCACAGCUAUUUCGACAGCUACCCUCCAGAUGAGGACAGUCCUCCUGAAGAGCUGUCUGGUUGGGAUAUGGACUUUUGAAACAGAUUGCUCCAUCUUUCCAUUGUUGUCUUUUCUUUGCACACCCUAACCAAAGCUUGAUGGGCAAAGGCCAGCUUACAUCAACGCGGGGCAACAUGAUGGAGUACCUCAGGUUCUGGGCAACAGUAGCUGCAGUUAGCGGGUUACUUUCUGAACCACAGAUCAGCCGGCUCAACACAAACGAACAGUUAAAGGCUGUUGAGUUCGACUGUGAAACAGUUUGUCAUGUAACAGUCAUUGAGCUUUUGGUUAGUUGGCUAUAUCUGACCGGCACUUAAGCUAAUCUAGUACAAUGUAGUGCUAAUUGUGAUAGUAGUAGUGGCAUGUUAGCAUAGCAAGCUAGAAUCUGUAAUACUGAAAAGCUACUGAGGUUCUCCACAAUCUGCUGCUACAAAAUGUUGCAGUGGAUAAACGCUCACGAAAACCAAAAACACAGCUGGCAGUGUUUGUGGGUGGUAAGCCAUUGAGGAAACAAGUCCUUGGAUGGUUAGGGAAAUUGCGCGAAACAAAGUAGGCAGUAGGCGUAGAUUUAAAAAAAAAAAACACACACACAAGUAUUUGUUACGUUGGAGUUGGGUAUUGAGAAUCAGCUCGGCUUUGUGACCAGGUAAAACAUUUUAGCAACCUAGAAUUCAUAAAGGAACAUGCUUUUUCAUUCAGCUAUUUGAAUCCCAACAGUAACGUUUGAAUGGCAAAGUUUGGCCUUAAUGCGCUUCAAUGUACAGUUCCAGUUAAGGCUUAUGUACAGUGGCGGACGGAGCUAGUGCUAAAAAGUGUUGCACAAAAGAAAACAGUGAGAUCAGGUAAAAAGGCCAAUGUUAUACAAGUUAAAUCACUGAUGAGAGAGUAGUAACGUUAACAAUUUUACCACAUACUGUACCAACAACAUUUGACAUUGUUAUCUUUGCUGAAGUUUCUAAGUUAGUAGAGUAAUUGAUUACAGCUUUUGCUUUUUUAAGCUUUAGCUCCUACUGCUUUAGAGGGAGUAAGCAUUGAAACAGACCAGUGACUGUUUUUACAGUCCUUAAUAAAUAAACGGCCAUAAAAUAAUAUUUCGCAGAUACCAAAAAAAUACAGUUUUCAGACACUUUUCUCUAGGCCCUCAAGAUGGUUCCAGAUGUGGAUGGUGGGGAGAUUCGCGAUGCAGUCUUUAUUUCUUACAGCUGAGAGAAUUUGUGAUUACAUUGGCAGUUUUUUAUGACUGUUGAGGAAUGGAGGUGUGUGGUGAGGAGAUCUUGUGCGGAGACGACACCCCGGAACUUGAGAAUAAAACAAACUCGGGAGAAGAGAUUCUACUUAACUGCUUAGACGGCCACAUUUGU